GAGCUGCAGCACGAGCAACAAGCGCCCAUGAGAGCGCACACCUUCUGUUUAUGUUAAUGUUAAUUCACUCGAGAGUAAACAACGGCAGUAAAAAAAAAGUAAGGGACGUAGUUGAAGUCCAUACGGUCGGUGGACCGAGUUUUUUUUUCCGGUUAUACGACAAUCUCUUUCCACGCCGCCGGAGGAAAAACCCUGCGCAUUCCUCCACGCAGAGCGCCCGAGAGGGAGACCAGCCUGCGGACUGGACGGGAGCUGGAAUCGGCCUCUUCACAAGGUGGAGCGGUAAAUUCACCCCAUUGAGGCUUGUCGUAGACGUCCUGUCUGAUGUUUGGACUCUCUCCGUGUUCGUUUUCGAUGCCCUAACGACCCAAGGCACGCUAUGGGAUCGUUGCUUUGAUGAAUAAUUUACGGUCCCUCGGUCCGAGGCUCGCGCUGCGACUACCAACCGACCGUUGGCUGCGCCCGACGCCGCCUGAACGGACCCCGAUGGUGGACUAGAGAGAAAAAAACACCGAAACAUAACGACGCAGAGCCCCCCGAUUGGAGUGCAGAAAAUUUAUUAUAAGAUUGAAAUAAUUUGGUACUCGUCUGGGUGCUGUUUUGUAGCUCAGAGCCCCGUAGUCAUGUUGCCGAGUCGGUGGGGGAGGAGAGACGGAGCCCCCAGUACUUCGACGCCCAUCCAGUGUCACUCCAGUUUCGGGUUAAUUUUAUGAGCCUCAGGAAGCACCAUCGGACACUUUGGCUCCACACAAGCGCCAACAUCAUCCAUUGUCAUCUUGUUGGUCUUUAUUUGAAAGAAUGACGCGGAUGUUUCCCCCCAAAACGCCUUACACACCUGAAUUGAUCUUAACAGCCUAAGUAUUUUUCUUUUUGUUUCCUCAAAAACAAUCUUUGAAGAACUGUCUACCUCCUCGAUUUGCAUCAGGUCAGAGUUAUACAUACAUAUAAUACAGAGGAAAAUCUGUAUGUUGAUGAGCACCGUUUUCACUUUUGACCUGACUUUAAUACCUUAUGAAUCUACCUCAAUUAGCACAUUAUUUUCUACACAACACAACGGGCCGAGGUGUCCCCAGAUGAAGACCUCACCCUCAUUGCUGCGCGUGUUGUAAACUGAGCCUGUGUUUCGGUUACGCUGCAGAUGGCUUCAUUUCCAGACUCGGACCUGCAGACGUGCCCGCUCUGCAAGGAGCUGUGCGGCUCCUCUGCUCCCAUCUCCUCCAGCUCGUCUACCUCCUCAUCUUCCUCGCACACCUCGUCCUCCUCCAGCCAGACCACCAGGAGACUCCACGUCCUGCCCUGCCUCCAUGCCUUCUGCAGGCAGUGCCUAGAGGGCCAGCGCAGUCCCGGAGACCCGCUGAAGCUGCGAUGCCCCACCUGCGACCAGAAGGUGUCCAUUUCUGAGGCCGGAGUGGACUCCCUGCCUUCCUCCAACUUCCUCUUCAGCAACCUGCUGGACGUGGUGGUGAGUUCUGAGGAGCAGAUCCAGAAUAAGAACGGCCAUCAUCACCGGGGAGGCUUAGGUGGAGGGUCCUCCGGCUUCCAUCACCCACAUGGAGGUCUGUUGCAUCCGCACCACCUGGGAGAGCCUCAGUGCAGCUCCUGUGAUGAGGAGAACCCAGCUACCUCCCACUGCCUUGACUGCCAGGAAUAUCUGUGUGACAACUGUGUGCGGGCACACCAGCGGGUGCGGCUGACCAAGGACCACUUCAUUGAACGCCUGGGAGAGAACCUCCACCUGGGCCGGGUCAACGCCAACAGCAACUCGGGCCAGCCGGGGGUGUCGGUGUCCCUCGCCCAGUCCCUGCAGAACAACUUCGCCCUGCUGUCCCUGUUCCAGGAUCGCAUGAGCUUCUGCCAACACCAUGACAAUGAGGUGUUUCUGUUCUUCUGUGAAACCUGCUCGGUACCUAUCUGCAGGGAGUGCAGCGUGGGCCGUCAUAUGGGCCACACCUUCGUUUACCUGCAAGACGCCGUGCAGGACUGCAGAGCCAUCACCAUCCAGCUGUUGGCAGAUGCGCAGCAGGGACGACAGGCCGUGCAGCUAAGCAUGGAGAAGGUCCAGGCCAUGGCAGAGCAAGUGGAGAUCAAGGCUAAGGUGGUGCAGACUGAAGUGAAGGCCCUUGUUCUGAGACACAAGAAAGCGCUGGAGGAGAGGGAGUGUGAACUACUGUGGAAGGUGGAGAAGAUCCGCCAGUUGAAGGCCAAGUCUCUGUACCUGCAAGUGGAGAAGCUGCACCAGAGUCUGACCAAGUUGGACAGCACCAUUGCUGCCGUCAGCCAGGUGCUGGAUGAGGGCCGCCACCUGGACGUGCUGCUGGCCAGGGAGCGAAUGCUCACCCAGAUCCAUGAACUGAAGGCCCUCAGAGGCCUGCUUCAGCCGCAAGAGGACGACCGCUUCAUGUUUACUCCUCCAGACCAGGCUCUGUACAUAGCCGUCCAGUCCAUGGGUCUGAUCAGUAGUGGAGCCUUUGCCCCAGUCACCAAAGCCCACGGUGAGGGUCUGAAAAGUGCACUUCGUGGCAAGCCCUCCUCCUUUACUGUGAUUGGAUAUGACCACGAUGGCGAGCCACGUCUUUCCGGCGGGGACGCGGUGUCUGCAAUUGUCAUGUCAGUCGGCGAUGGUAACCUGUCUGCAGCAGAGGUGACAGACCACCAGAAUGGCUCGUACACCGUCAGCUACGUGCCCAAAUGCGAGGGGGAACACCUUGCGUCGGUGCUGGUGUGUAACCAGCACAUCCAGGGCAGCCCCUUCAAGGUGAUCGUGAAGUCAGGGCGGAGCUACGGGGCUUUGGGAUCUCAAGUCUCAUCCUUCGGGUGCGAGGGGGAGGGAGAUGGUCAGCUCUGUCGUCCCUGGGGCAUCAGUGUGGACAAGGAGGGAUACGUGGUGGUGGCUGAUCGCAGCAACAACCGCAUACAGAUAUUCAAGCCUUGUGGUGCCUUCCACCAUAAGUUUGGCUCUCUGGGUUCUCGGCCUGGUCAAUUUGAUCGUCCAGCUGGGGUUGCAUGUGACAGUCAGAGACGAAUCAUUGUGGCUGAUAAGGACAAUCACCGUGUGCAGGUGUUUACUUUUGAGGGCCAGUUCCUGCUGAAGUUUGGGGAAAAGGGUACCAAGAAUGGUCAGUUCAACUAUCCCUGGGAUGUGGCUGUCAACUCUGAGGGUAAGAUCCUGGUCUCAGACACCAGGAACCACCGCGUGCAGCUCUUCGCCCCUGAUGGCUCUUUCCUCAACAAGUACGGCUUUGAAGGGGCCCUGUGGAAACACUUUGACUCUCCCAGAGGAGUGGCCUUCAACCACGAAGACCACCUGGUGGUGACCGACUUCAACAACCACCGGCUCCUGGUCAUCCGACCGGACUGCCAGUCAGCGCGCUUUCUGGGCUCUGAAGGCACCGGGAACGGGCAGUUUCUGCGGCCCCAGGGCGUCGCCGUGGACCAGGAGAACCGCAUCAUCGUGGCUGACUCCCGCAACCACCGAGUUCAAGUGUUUGAGCCCAAUGGAAACUUCUUAUGCAAAUUUGGCACACAGGGGAGUGGCUUUGGACAGAUGGAUCGCCCCUCCGGUGUGGCUGUGACGCCUGACGGAGUCAUUGUGGUCGUUGACUUUGGAAAUAAUCGCAUCCUCAAAUUCUAAAAAAAAAAAAGAAAAGAAAAAAGAAAGACAAAAAAAAGUUUAUUUUAGCAUUCUCUCCCUCCGUUUGACCUUUUUGCAGUUUUUUUCGAUGAAGGAAAUGGAGGAGAGAGAAUGAAUCAACCAACACAACAGGAGGAGAGCUCGGAGAGGAUUGAGAGCACGCUGAAAUGAAGGGAAAUUAAAACUAUAGAUGAUUAUUUUUUUUUGUUUACAUUGAUAUUCUCCAAAUCCAAUAUCUGUGGUAUGUAUGACAAAGGGGACCUCUACAAAUUGAUAAUCAGUAGAAAAAUAGCCAUAUUUCCCUUCCACAGUCUCAAUUGCUCUGAAUUCUCUCUGUACGCUCUCCUUGAGUAUCCAUCUCAGGGAAUUUCUCACUUUUCUUGAAAUCUUAUACCCUCUGCUCCACACCUACCUCAUUUAGCUCUUUAUGAAUGUACUCAUAGUCACUGAGCAGAGGUUUUAGUCCGUGAAGUUUUACAAAGAAGAAAGUCUAACUCUAUAGUUUGUUAUUUAAGAGAGACAAAAAAGAAUAGACUCUUCAGUUGAUAUUUGCACAGGAUUAAAGGAAUUCUUGCUGUGCAUUUUGAAAUAUGAGUUAAAGUGAACCUCCUGAAUGUUGUUGCUGAGACAAUACUCAGACCACUGUAGAGGCUGCAUGAUUUAUUCUCGUUAGAAGGCUUUGCUGGGAUAGGAAACUAGGGUACAGUAGUGUCCUUUUCAUGUUUUAGACUAGUUAGUUUUUGGCUUGUGCAUCGAUCCUUGUCUCUUUGUGGCUCUGAGGAGUUUGUAGUGUCAUGAAAGCCGAAGAAAAAGCGAUGCCAAACUUUAUGGAAUCAAAAUUAGCUCAGGUCACGGUAGGACUGAUUUAAAAUGAUCAGUACUUUUCAGGCUCUCCCUCUAGCUUUACUGGCUAAUGCUGAUUUGAUAAAUGUAUUUAUGAGCAAAAAUAUAAAGGUUAGGGAAUCAAUCAAAAUGAUCCCUGAAAUUAUCCCCAAAAUAAGCCCCGUAAUAAAAUUACCCGAAGUGUUUGAUCAUCCAUACACCCCCGCUCCAACCGUGUCUCAUAAGACUGGAUGUGAACUAGUGUUUGUUGAUAAAAUAAGACAACCUGUGUUGUUGCUGUCCAGUCAGUUGCAUAAACAACAAAGAUGCAAAGAUUUGUAUGCAAGGAGAGCAACGUCUCCUCGAGAGGGGAGGACCCACCAAAGGAUAUUGGAGAAAAGAUCUGGAUCUAUUAGUGAUCUUAACGUAGAGAUUUAAUCAUAUAAAUGAAUGACACCUUUUUGAUGAGGCAUGCUGUGUGACAAAAGCCUCACAUGUAGACACCUAAUUUGGCUGUCCAGAGGACAUUAAUGACAUCAUAUUACAGACCUUUACAACAUUACAAUCCUCUGGAUUUAGAUUGUGGUUGAAAGCCACUCCCCUUGGCUCCUGGGGCCUGUAGUCCAGUCCAAUGAGAGGGUGCCAUUGUAAAGCCCUGCCCUAUUUAUUGAUGCUUGGAGCUGUGGACACAUCUCCAGAUUGAGCGCUAGUAGACCGAUUCCUCUAAAGAUUGAGGUCUAUAGACCACCUACUGGAGUCAACCAAAGUAAGAAUUUCUGCACAAUGGCCAACUGAAGAUUUGGCAAUUAAAGAAACUAAAAACCCCUUUAAAAACAUUUUCUUAAAUAAUCAUUGUUGCUGGGAAGUCUAAAGUUCAGAAAACUCACAGAGUUGAGUUCAUAGCACUGUCCACCUUAGGCUAAGAAGAAUAAAGUGUGCUUAGGUCACAGUUUAUAGUGCAUGAGUACUUUCGCAUCCUGCUCAGACCGAGGCUGUCGCUGUUUAAGGCAGGUUUUGAAAGAAGACCCUUUAUCGUCUGUUUGCAGAGAUGUUCGAGUAGAGAACAGAGGAUACCCGCACCAAAGAGAACCCCUUUCUCCCCAUUGCGUUUUUUCGCAUCAGCCCAUCAAAUGAUGCCCCAGUUUUAUCAAUAUUAGAUGGCCUGUAGGCUCAAAGUAGCAUCUCAGAUUAGCCUUUGUAUCCCGAUCUAAUCUAACUAAUAGAUACUUAUUCUUUGUGGUGAAAGCAUUGUUGGGUUUUGAAUCCCCUUGCCCUUUCUUCAAUCUGUGUCCCACUGGAAGCACUAAGACAAUUAAGGCUGUGUUAGCCACUUCCUUAGCCUAGCAAAGAAUCUUGGGACCCACGAAAAGAGUCACCGACUGGCUCUCACCUCUGAGGAGAGGGUCCGUUUGCACAUGAUCAGGAUUCACAUCCUCAUAUCUCAGAUAUCCUGUACCUCAAUGUUCAUUUUACCUCUUUUCUCGUAUACCUCAACUCCUGAAUACCUCAAGUAUGUCACUCAUAGCUACUGUGCAUUUAAAACAUUCAAAUACCUCAACUUGUUACUCUCAUUCUGAAUACCUCAUUUUUACUCUUUUAUUUAAGCAUACCUUGUCAGAUAUUUAUGCAUUACAAAUAUACCUCAUUCUUUGAAUCUUCUUGUGUUACAGUGCAGUACAUGUCCCAUAGCUCUAGGACCAAAGAUCAUGGUACUGUUUCGAGUUUAAUUAAAAAAUUUGUAUUAUAGUCAUCGCUCCAUCUCGCAGCCCUGAACAGCUUUUGAUUUGUUGAAUCUACUGUAUAUUGCCUGGUAAACUAUGCCUUUUAUCACCAAGAAACCAAAUAUUUCAGAUGAAAGCAUUGUGCCAAAAUGAUCUGUGAGCGUUCUGUGCCAAACAGGGUUGGCAUUUGGACUAGCUGUAGUAGACGAUAAAUGUCACUGGACCAUUAUAUCGUAGAUACAAAAGUUAAACCAGAGCGGCCGGGGAUAAAUCCCCGCUCUCUGACUGGAUGCGCUUAAGAGGGCUGUGCCCCAUUAAUCUUUACCUCAUGAUGAUGAUGAUGAUGAUGAUGAUGAUGAUGAAGAUGAACAUGCAGAUUCCAUUCGUACUUUGUUACUGUGCGCAGAGGGUGAGGGGAAGAGGAAAUGGCCUCUUUUAAAGAGUUAGGAACUUUGAUCGCACAAGAACGACCUCUAAUUUCAGCACAAUUUACCAAUAUUUCAGUGUGGAUUUUAGGAUGCUUGAUGUUGCUUGCGGUCGACCUGGAGACACGUCUAACCUCACCCACUCUUGACUGUGGUUUCAACAAAAAUCCGAGGAUUACACCUUAUGGUGGCAUCAGGCUGGUUUAUUAAUUAAGUGGAGCUAUUAACACAUUGAUGGUGAGCCAGUUUCAGUCCACAGACCCUGCUGCUUUGAACCUAACACCAAGUUUCACCAAUAAGAUAGUUUUUUUGUUUUCUUUUUUGCUUUUCAGUAUUACUCUGUGAAAUGUUCAUUCAUGUUGCAUCCGUUUUUUUAAUUAAGAUUGCAGAAUUCUAUCUUUAAGAUCCUUAGGUCUUCACUCUUAAAGAGGAAAAAUGUAUUUUAAACCUUUAUUUUGCUUUUCAUCUUGUUGCAUGCUUUAAAAAGUCCUUGUACUAUACCGACGUCUCUCAGAUAGGUGUUGAAAAACUCAGAUGGGGUGGGUAGCUGACUAUUGGGAUAAUUUUACCAAAAUAUUUACCCAAAGACGUGUAUGUGUGUGUUAAUAAUGUGUCGGAUGGAAUUAACCUUUGACCUUGGCGAUUGUAUUUCCUGUUCUCUAGAGGCUCUUCAGAGCACAACCUGUUCAGCCGGCCAUGCCUCGAUUCCUGAGAAAUAGUAGAGGCAGAGUUUUGAGAUCCAUGCAGAAUGCUGGUCCGCCCCUCGACCGUUAGUGCUUAAUUUUCUUUAACUCCCUCUUAUAUGCAUAACAAGGGUAGAUAUAUUAACAUGUUGUCCUUUCACACUCGAGCCCUGUAACUUAUGGAAGCUGUAAAAGCUACCUGCUGAGCCAUAGGUUUACCUUUCCAACAAUGAUGAAUCCACAAGGCGGCCAUUUUGUGUUUUGGCAUUGUAAUGGGAACUCUCACUGUCAUGUGAGAAGCAGCUAGGUUUCUCCAGCAACCAACUAGCAAUCCGCUCCCCUCUUUAUAAGAACCCAGGAAGUGUGGUGAUGGCUGCUGAGCAUGUGAUCAGUUGACUGCACUCCUGCUCCGUAGGUUUUUUGGGGUUUUUUUUUUUUUUUUAUUGGGCCCCUGUGGUUUUUCUCCACCAUUUUAUUUCUGGCCUCUCACAGCUUUAAGAGAGAGAAAAGGCAAAGCUGCAACAGGUGACAUGUGCAAGGUCAUAGACCUCCUUUUAAUGAUUGUAUACUCAAAAGGAAGAAAGAAAAAAAGGUUUGAAAAUUUAGAAAGGAAAAAAAUAAAACUCAGGUAGUUCUCAGCAGCCCUGCCCUGCAGGUGUCUCAUUGAAACAUUUUCCCGUAGUGAUGAUGUAAUGACUUUUUUCCCCUUGUUAUGACCUUUCAGUACUAGUCUGAUUCUUUUGUGUCCAUUUACAUAUUAUAAAAACAAAUUAUUUCUCAAUCUGAAAAAAAAUUAUUUUGAUUAGUUUCCCGAUUAAUCUUUUUUUUAUUUUUUUUUUUGCCAAUUUUAGUUUUUUCUUUUACGAUAAAAGUACAAAUACUUCACACUACUUGAUGCUCGUUGUCCCUUUUAGAAUGUAUUUUGUAAAGAAAAGGGUAAAAUGGGAUCUUGUUGAUGCUCGCUCACUACAACCGGCUGCUGAAAGCUUUACAAGACACAACAGAAAACACCUAAUUUCAAAGAGUCCUUGCUAGAUGUUCCACACCAGCAAUAUUUAAGGUGGAAUCAUGUGGUUAUGGUGGAGCAUGCAGCACCGUGUUCAUUUUAUAAACCAGCUUUAACAUCAGCUGAGAUGGGAGAUGUUUGGCCUGGGGACAUUCAACAGCCAGUUCAUCUUGUCCACACUCUUUUUUUUUUUUUUUUUUCCCCUGUUGUGUCCUGUUCUCCCAGCAGUAGGAUGUGUGUGGAGUGGGCGCGUUGUGUUUGUGCGCUGCAUCUGUGUUGUUUGAGCAGAAAUCCACUGAAUGUAUCCUCCUCGCAGUCCAAGAGGCAGGGUGAGCCAGCUUGGCCAGCUGAGUUUAGAUGGGUGCUGCUGGUGCUUCCUCAUCCAUACCUGUGUGUGUGUGUGUGUGUGUGUGUGUGUGUGUGUGUGUGUGUGUGUGUGUGUGUGUGUGUGUGUGUGUGUGUGUGUGUGUGUGUGUGUGUGUGUGUGUGUGUGUGUGUGUGUGUGUGUGUGUGUGUGUGUGUGAGUCAGUCAGUCAGUCAGUCAGUCAGUCAAAACCCUGUGUGUGUGUGCUCAUGUGUGCACACACACUCACACACUGUGCUGAGUGGAAGUGCAUGUGUCAGGUCUUCAGUCUAAAUAAGGCAAAGGAGACUAUAAUAUAUUGGCCAGCUGCUGCUCUCUCUGUACUCUUCGGACUUUAAACAUUUCCUAUGCAGUUUUUUUUUUUGUUGUUUUUUUGUUUUUGUUUACACUUAAAUAAAGUUGUAUUUCUUUGACUUCAA
This is a messenger RNA of Seriola aureovittata, 9071 nucleotides long. RefSeq names its product tripartite motif containing 71, E3 ubiquitin protein ligase (gene trim71). The transcript has 7 exons. Gene Ontology annotation, molecular function: zinc ion binding; ubiquitin protein ligase activity; protein binding. The coding region runs from base 1139 to 3631 and encodes 830 amino acids. Gene Ontology annotation, biological process: proteasome-mediated ubiquitin-dependent protein catabolic process; protein polyubiquitination. Lineage: Eukaryota; Metazoa; Chordata; Actinopteri; Carangiformes; Carangidae. The record is from RefSeq and is a predicted model, not a curated record.